Molecule: messenger RNA, 995 nt
Organism: Scophthalmus maximus (turbot)
Lineage: Eukaryota; Metazoa; Chordata; Actinopteri; Pleuronectiformes; Scophthalmidae
Gene: faimb
Product: Fas apoptotic inhibitory molecule b
Exons: 6
Coding region: 450-995 (181 amino acids)
Biological process (GO): canonical NF-kappaB signal transduction; positive regulation of neurogenesis; negative regulation of extrinsic apoptotic signaling pathway via death domain receptors
Source: RefSeq, a predicted model, not a curated record
GUUAAAAGGAAGAGAAAUGACGUGCCGGAGGAGAAACCAGGUCACAUGAGAAACGUGUAUAUGAUCUCAGCUCUUAUCUCACAUCAGAGACCGGAGGAACCGGUCCGACCUGUGACAUCACCCAGGUCAGGUGACAUUCACCAAUCAGGUGACUCAGCAGAGUUCAUAAAAUCUCAUGUAAAAACAGAAAUCAUCCAGUUGAAGCCUGAUGAUGUAACAUAGGUCAGGGGUCAGCUCCAGCUGAGCUUCACACAUGAUGAUGAUGAUGAUGAUGAUGAUGAUGAUGACAUCACUCGGUCCUGACUGUGUGUAGCAGCUGUGGAGGCCGCUCUCGCCUCUAAGCCUCUUACAUUAAUGCACCUGCUGCUGAGUCGACACCUCAAUCCAGCAGGACGCGUCCCACUCCUCCACUGACCCUCACACCAGGAUCGCGAGCGGCGGCAGUCCAGAUGCUGAGUGGGGACCUGGUGGCGUCGUGGGAAGUGGCGCUGAGCGACGGCGUCCACAGGAUCGAGUUUGCUCAUGGCACCACCACCGGGAAACGAGUCGUCUACGUCAACGGACAGGAAGUGGUCAGAAGAGACUGGCUGUUCAAACUGGUGGGGAAGGAAACCUUCGCGUUGGGCGGAGCCAAAACAAAAGCCACGAUAAACAUCGAGGCGGUGAGCGGCUUCGCCUACGAGUACUCGCUGGAGGUGGACGGCAAGAGCCUGCAGAUGUUCACCGACAACCGAGCCAAGAGCACGGAGACGUGGCUGCUGCGGGUGGACGGCGAGGACCGCAGGGUGGUGCUGGAAAAGGACACAAUGGACGUUUGGUGCAAUGGACAGAAAAUGGAAACGACGGGAGAGUUUGUGGACGACGGCAGCGAGACGAGCUUCACUCUGGGGGAACACGAGUGUUGCAUCAAGGCCACGAUCAGCGGGAGGAAGAAGAGCGGCGUCCUCCACCACUUCCUGUUGGACGGAGAGAAGAUCCCACAGAGCCAUAGCUGA